AUGGCUUGCUUAAAUACAUAAUAUGAGGAAAUAAAGCUUGCGCUAUUGAAUAUGGUAUGUGAAUACAAACAAUUCUCAAAUCAAAUGAUAAACAGGCAACAUGAAAAAGUUAAAAAAGCUGAAACAAGUUCAAUAUUUCUAAUUUAUAUUUCUUUUAGUUUUAAGAAAUAACAGAAUAAAGUGGCUAAGAAGGAAUAUGCCAGAAAUUAAAAAUUAAUACAUUGCUAAUUAAACUCAAAAAGUAAUAUUAAUAUCAUAAAUAGGGUGUAUUAAUCUCUGAGAAUUAGAAUCGUCAAAAUGAACCCCUAAAAAAGCAGAACACUUGCACAGAUUAAACAACCCAAACCGAUGAUGAGAAUGCUUAAAUUUAUGGUUUGAAAUUAUAAGCAUUUUUAAGGAACCUUUUUAUAAGAAAUAGAAAAUUUCCUCAAAGCCAAGCAUUUUAGUUUGAUCCCAAAAUAAGAAAAAAUUGAUUCUAGUAUAUAACUCAAGUAAAUUAAAUAAGGAGAGGCUUUACAUUUAAUCAAAAAUAAUCGAUUAGAGGAAGCUUUGCUUGUAAUUGAUGAGGCAAUUAAAAAAAACUCUAGUAAUCCAAGAAACUAUGAAUUAAAAUGUAGAAUUAAUGAUUGAUUAUAAAGCAAAUGUCUUAAUAUUUAUGAACCGGCUUAAGGAGGCACUAGAAUUUGCAGAAAAGGCAAUAGAAAAUGACUUCUAAAAUGCUUAUAAUUAUGCGAGAAAAGGUUAUUAUUAUUAAUUAUAUUCAUUUAGCUUACAUUUUACUAUUACUGAAAAGAGGUGUAGAGGCUUUAGAGUAUUUCAAUAUAGCUAUUUAAAAAUCCCCUGAUGACUAUGAAUUUGAAGUUGGAAAAGGUAUCUAAAUAUUUAAAAUAGCAAAUACAUUAUUACAUUUGAAUAGAUUUGAUGAAUGUUAAGCUAGUUAUAAUAUUGCCAUAUAAAAAAGCAACAAUAAACCAGAAUUAUAUGCAGAAAAAGGUAAGUAUAUUUAAUAACUUUAAAGCUAAUGCAUUAAGAAUACAAAAAAAAUCCAAAGAAGCUUUGAUUUAAUAUGAUAAGGCUAUAGAGUUGGAUUCUUAAUAGCCUAGUUUUCAUUCAGGAAAAGGUUGUAUUCCUUUUCAUAAAUUUAGCUCAUACUUUACAAGAAAUGAAUCGGUUUUAAGAGGCUUUAUUAGAAUGGUAAAAAGCAAUCGAUUUAGAGCCUUCUAAUUCUAAUUAUUAUUCUGGAAGAGGUGAAACUAAUCUUUUUAUUUUAGCAUAUACUUUAAGACAACUGAAUCGUAAUGAAGAAGCCAUCAUAUCCUAUAACUUAGCUAUUUAAAGGAAUCCUGAAAACUAUGAGCAUCACUCAGGAAAAGGUUAGAUUAAUAAUUUUGAAAUAAGGCUAUUCGCUAAGAUAAUUGCUAAGACAUUUAGAAGCCAUAGAUUCUUUCGAUUUGGCAAUAAGCAUCAAUGCUGACGAUGCAUAUCUGUAUGCAUAAAAAGGUUUGAGCAAUCAUAAACUAAAAAUUAGGCCUUGCCUUAAGAGAGAUGAUUCGCUAUCCAGAAGCUUUGAAAUGUUUUGAAUAAGCUAUUGAAAAAAAUCCAGAAGAUUAUGAGUACUUCAUUCAUAAAGGUUUUCUUACAACUUAUGAAUUAGCUGACACUUUAAGAUUCAUGAAUAAAUCUAAGGAAGCUCUGGAUUCUUAUAAUUAGGCUAUUCUAAGAUUUCCUAGAGAUGAGAGAAUUUACGGAGCAAAAGGUAAACUAACCUAAUACUCUUCUAUAGCAUAAGCAUUACGUCUUCAGAAAAAUUAUGAUGAAGCUCUGAAAUGCUUUGAUAAAGCAAUUGAAAUGAAUCCACAAAAUUCAAGUUUCUAUGCAGGAAGAGGUUAAUACUAAUUGAUACCAAAUUAGGUGACACUUUAAGAGAUAUGAAUCGUUAUUAGGAUUGCUUAAAAUAUUUUGAUCAAGCAAUACACUGUAAUCCUGAAAAUUCAUUUUAUUAUGGAGCAAAAGGUAUAAAAUAUUGAAUAUUCCAAGCGGAUGCAUUACGACACCUCAAUCAAUUUGAUGAAGCAUUAAAAUAUGCCAACUUGGCUAUAAAUUGGAAUCCAAAUAUAGCUGAUAAUUAUGAGCUAAAAGGUAAAUCAUUAAUUGGCAAAUACUAGCAAACAUUUUAAAAUUCUAACUCAAAAUUAAUGAGGCUUUGAAGUAUUUUGAUGAGGCAAUCAAAAGAAAUCCUGAAUGUUCCAAAUACUAUGCAGAAAAAGGUAUACUAUCUUAAUUAAUAAUAAUUUCAGCUGACACUUUACGAGCAGUUAAUAGAAAUGAAGAAGCCUUGAAAUCUUGUGAAAUUGCUCUUAAUAAAGAACCAUAUAACCACAAUUAUAUUUUAAUUAAAAGUAUAAAUGAAUAUAUUUUCUUAGUGAUUACACUAUUAUAGAUGUGUCGUUGGAAAGAAUCAUCAGAAUAAUAUAAAAUAUUAUAAUACCUCUGUCCAAAUUAGGAAUUUCUGAAUCAAAUAAAUAGUAAAUAUAAAAAUAUAUUUUUAGGUAAUAUAAUAGUAUAAAUGCAAUAAUUUAAUGAACGCUAUGGUCAAUGA
Messenger RNA from Paramecium octaurelia, 2599 nucleotides. NCBI's taxonomy places the organism in Eukaryota, Ciliophora, Oligohymenophorea, Peniculida, Parameciidae. The record is from the annotation of a GenBank genome assembly.